AUGCAAAAUAAUUCUAUUUUUUAUUACGAAGAUUUUCUUCUCUAUGCUAUGUUUAAAAAACUUCGUGCUAAAUUGCCUGAUUGGCGAUUUAUAGCUUACGUUGUAGCGAAUUCUAUUCCAGGAAAAAGACUUGGCAAUUGGCGUUUUCCACCAGUUUUUUUUGCAGCUGGUUUUCUUUUUGAAAUUGUUCUUUGUAAACUACGUAUUAACAAUAUCAAUUUCUACGACGUUUAUAAACGUAAGCAAGCACAAGAAUUUGUUCUUAAAAAACAUCACUUAGACGAUUAUUUAAAAACAGUUUCUUUUCAAUCACCUUCAACAUCUACAAACAGUGUGAAAACUUGGAUUUAUAAAUUUAUAUUUUUAGAAAUAAUGAAUCCAGUACGCCGUCUUUUUUAUAUAUCUUUAGCUAAUACUGUAGCAUUCGUAAUUGGUUCACAAACUGCUCAUGUUUGGUUAAAUCCAAUGAAAGAUUAUAAAGAUUUUAUUUUAAAAGCAGAAGCUGAUUAUCAAGCUCGUCAAAAAGAAUUAGAAGAAGUAGAUGAAUAUUUAAAACAAAAACGUGAAGAUCGUUUGAAACAAAUUAGUUAA
Messenger RNA from Adineta steineri, 591 nucleotides. NCBI's taxonomy places the organism in Eukaryota, Metazoa, Rotifera, Eurotatoria, Adinetida, Adinetidae. The record is from the annotation of a GenBank genome assembly.